Messenger RNA from Ooceraea biroi (clonal raider ant), 1467 nucleotides. RefSeq names its product odorant receptor 13a. Gene Ontology annotation, biological process: detection of chemical stimulus involved in sensory perception of smell; sensory perception of smell. Gene Ontology annotation, molecular function: olfactory receptor activity; odorant binding. The record is from RefSeq and is a predicted model, not a curated record. Gene Ontology annotation, cellular component: plasma membrane. NCBI's taxonomy places the organism in Eukaryota, Metazoa, Arthropoda, Insecta, Hymenoptera, Formicidae.
UAGUCAGAACGUGCAGAAUGAAGAACAUUUCUUGGAUUUCCAUUACGCCGCGCAGGUCAGCCUCUGGUUGCUAAAGCCGAUGGGCGCUUGGCCAUUGCAACAACAGCCUACCAUACUGGAGAUUAUCGUGUACAUCUUCUCGAUCGCCAUUACCACGUUCCUGCAGCUGUUCAUGAUCAUUCCCUGGUUUCUCAGCAUAAUUACCGCAAACUGGAGCUUCUACGACAUUAUCAGGACCGCGUGUCCGCUAAUAUUCGUGAAUACCAUUUUUCUGAGGUACCUACUGUUGCUGUUCCAUCGUGACGCGAUCAGGUCGUGCAUCAAUUGCGUCGCCGAGGACUGGCGUAACGUGGUGAUAGCUGAACACCGUGAGAUUAUGCUGACGAACGCCAAAUCGGGACGCUUCUUUGGUAUGGUUUCAGUAGCGUUCAUGUUCAGCAGCGGCCUACCUUACUGCGUCAUGCCUCUACUCCUGCCGUCCCCUGUUAACGAAGACAACGUGACGAUCAAAGUGUUCCCCAAUCCCUGCGAGCUGAUCUUUGUGGACGUCCAGGUCAGUCCGUUUUACGAGGUGGCGUACACAUUGGACGUUUUUGCAUGUUGCGUUUUUUAUACCAUAUUCUGCGGAAUUUGUAGUUUAACGGCCAAAUUCGUUAUGCACGCAUGCGGCCAAUGUGAGAUUUUGAUGGAUUUUUUCGAGAAACUGGUUGACGGGGAUGAUAAAAAUGAAAGUACCAUCAAUCAGAGGAUCAGUAACGUGGUAACACACCAUCUCCGAAUACUCAAAUUCGUCUCCGAUGUAGAUAAGGUGCUGAAUGAGAUAUGUUUAGCGGAAUUUCUAAACUCUUCGUGCAAUAUAUGUUUACUCGGGUAUUACGUUAUUGUGGAUUUAAGGAAUCAUGAACCAAUGAUACAGAUUUUCGUCUAUUUUGUCGCCUGUGUGUCAAUCACGUUUAACAUAUAUAUAUUCUGUUACAUCGGCGAGCAACUUGUAGAUCGAGCCCAGAAAAUAGGAACUACAUGUUAUAUGAUCGAAUGGUACCAGUUGCCAAACGAUAAAGCGCGCAGCAUGAUAUUUCCGAUUAUCAUGUCGAGUUAUCCGAUUGAGCUUACUGCCGGGAAAAUGCUGAAGAUGACCAUGAGCAGUUUUUCGAACAUCUUAAAAAUAUCGAUGACGUACUUUAAUUUACUCCGUGAGGUCUCCUCGCGAGAUGUGUAAAUAUGCAAUGUUCUCGACAUAAUUCGAGUUAAUUAAGAAAAAUAGCGUAAGACAUCGGGAAGAUGAUUGUUAUUUUUAGAAAAUAAUCGCAUAUGCGAGCGAUUUGUUGGAUAAAACAUACGAUGUAUAGUUCCUCUGAAGUACACGUAAGAUCGAGUAAUAACGCGAUGCACAAAGUUAUGUAAAAACUUUCACGUGCAGCAUGUUGUAGAGUUUUUCGAGAGAAAAUAUCAGAAAAAAGACAAGAG